AUGGCAAGAGGCAGUGCUGUCCCUGUGGCUCUUGGUUUCACUCUUCUUGUUUGUUCAGCGCUUGUGUCUGCUGAAACCCAUGUUGUUGGAGAUUCCAAGGGCUGGGGCUUCUCCGUGUCAUACGACAGCUGGUCCGGUGGAAAGACUUUCGCAGCUGGUGACACGCUUGUUUUCAACUACCAGGCCGGCGUGCACAACGCGGUAGCCGUGAGCGCAUCAGAGUACCGGAGCUGCAAAGUGCGCAGCGCGGCGGACGCGGCGGCGACGACGUCCGGCACCGCCAGGUUUAACCUCAAGAAAGGCGCGAACUACUUCAUCUGCGGCGUCCCCGGCCACUGCGCCGCCGGGAUGAAGCUCAGAGUUGUCGCCAAUUGA
This is a messenger RNA of Miscanthus lutarioriparius, 375 nucleotides long. Lineage: Eukaryota; Viridiplantae; Streptophyta; Magnoliopsida; Poales; Poaceae. The record is from the annotation of a GenBank genome assembly.